GUGAGGAAGAACAGCUAGUAUCUAAAACCCUUAUACUUGGGAAGAGUCUUUUGCCUCAGAGUCACUUCCGUAAUUAAUCAUUCGUGCCCACCCCCGCCUUGUCGGUCUCCAGCCGAGAGCAUGUGGCCUCUUCAUGUUCUUUAAAACAACAACACCCCAACAGGCGCAGAUGAUUUGGGUUCGUCUUCGCUGAAGCAAAAUUGAGGGAAAAACGACAAAAAAAAUAAGCAACCACCGUUCGUUAACCUGUUUAUUAAUAGGGGAUGAAGAACUUGUCCCCGACUUUACCUGGGAGGGAGGAAAAAGAGUGAAACCUUGGAAGGAAGUGCUUGUGUACUCCUAGGUGAUCUCGGUUUUGAAUGUGAGCCUGGAUAUUUUGCAACGGGUAGUCUGCGCUUGUGAAGAAAAACUGGCUGGAUCUUACCUAUUGUUUUUUUGCUUCAGUUGAAAAAAAUUGUUGACUCAAAAUGGAAUUAGGAUUCUGAUUUGUUCAAUUGCUUUUCCAUUUCAAAUAUUUCUGAAGACAAUUCUGAAGUAAAAUUGAGAGAAGAGAACCCAGUUUGAACGGCUUAUGAACUUCUGGUGCCCCCUUUCAAUUCAAGACUGCAUUUUGGAAUAAUUUUUGCCCAUAUGGAAUGGACAAUUUUAUAAACUUCUUAGGUUUUGCGUGCUAUUUUGAAAACAUAUUUUUACUUUCUAGACCAAAAAUUGUAGGUGAGACUGAAAUGACUUGUGUUGUGAACUAGGCCUGCAAGAGUAAAUUAAAUGUAGCUUCUGAUUACUCUUGAAUACUAUUAUUUCCAUUUUGAAAGCCUCCCAUUACUUUUUUUUACAAUGAAAUGUGAUUCCUAAAUGAAGAAACUAAGACCUUUAUUGUCCAUUUGAAUUUUUUACUAUUUUUAAAUGUAAAGAAUAUGGGUAUAUUGAGAUAGCUGCUGUCUGCAGGUGCCUGAAGUAAGCAAUGUAUUUUGCUUCGAAUGCAGUUUGACUUUUCAGUUCUGCUGUUUCUGUUAUAAAAACUUUAUUUAUUUUUUCUAGAACUGAUGUUCAUGAUAGUGAAAUAUAGGUGGAAUCCAAAAGUGACAAGUUAUCAAAAGGCAAGACGAGCCGUUAAAAACAUAUUUGUCUGAUUUCUGAAAAUAACUUUAUGGAGUCCUCAAAUGUGAAGAAUGGGUAGCUGAUUUCCAAAGAUCACCUUUAUACUGUGUGUCUACAGAUGUAGUAUCUUUAAGGAACUCAGGAUAUUCGAGGGGAGCAAACUGGAAAAUACAAAUCACAAACCAUUAAUGUCAGUCUGUGCAGUUCUGUUGGAUUUUGUUUGUUUUCAACAGAAUCCAGCACUGCCUCAAAGAAUAUAUGAUAUGGACAAAGCAACCUAGUUCAGAACCCUUUGCCAUGAGAUGCUGAAGCCUUGUUUAGCUGGUUUGGAGAGACUGGACCUAAAUGGCGCAGCAUGACUUUGCUCCAGCCUGGCUUAAUUUUCCUACUCCACCAUCAUCGACAAAGACAUCACUGAAUUUUGAGAAACAUUCUGAGAACUUUUCAUGGACAGAUAAUCGUUAUGAAAUUAACCGCAGGCGGCACAACUCUUCUGAUGGUUUCGAUCCUUGUAGUGGGCGUUCAAAUGGAGGGCAUUUUGGAAGAAAAGAAAGAAAUGGUUGGCGUUCUCAAGGCAGAAAUGGCACGGAAAACACAAAUCACAGAGGGGCAUACCAUAGUGCAGGUUCACGUGCUCGCACCAGCAGCUUUCAGUCAGGAAAAAGCCAGGGGUUGCAUGAAAGCAACACAUCUGAAUGUGGGAGUUUGAAAAAGAAAGAAAAAGAAGAACCCAAACAAUUUGAAGCUGAAGAUUUUCCAUCCUUGAACCCUGAAUACGAGAGAGAACCAAACCAGAAUAAAUCAUUAGCUGCAGGUGUUUGGGAAUAUCCUCUGAAUCCUAAAUCUAGAUCUCCACGAAUGUUGGUUAUUAAAAAAGGCAGUACAAAAGAUUUACAGAUAUCUGGAUUCCCUGUGGGAGGAAACGUUCAUUCACAGUCAGUCAAAAAUGGAACUGGUACAAGCGUCUAUAAAGGUUUUGUUCCAAAACCUGUCAUUCCACCUGUGAAGACUUCACAAUGGAAAUGUCAGACAAGAGAAAAACUUGGUUCUUCAUUUCCUCAUGAUUCUACAUAUGGUAUUGGAAAUUUUAGUACUUUCAAAUCUACUGCCAAGACUGUGGGAUCACAGAAUUCAGUGAAAGAGUGUAAUCGGUCAAAUUCUUCAUCCCCUGUUGAUAAACUUGGCCAGCCCCGCUUAACCAAAUUGACUCGAAUGCGCUCUGAUAAGAAGAGUGAAUUCCUGAAGACACUGAAACGUGAUCGUGUGGAAGAGGAACACGAUGAGAAUUGUGUUGGGCAAGAAAAGGAUGAUGAUGAUGAAUUUAAUUUACACAAUAGUAGCAGUGGUCACUCAGAGAGGGAUAUCAACCGUAAUUUUGAAAACGAAAUUCCUCAAGAGAAUAGAAAAUCUGCAGUGAUAUCUCAGCAGAUCAUCCGAUCUUCAACGUUUCCUCAGAAUGAUGUCCUUUCAAGCUCACUUGAAGCAGAGCAUCGAUUGUUAAAGGAGAUGGGUUGGCAGGAAGAUAGUGAAAAUGAUGAAACAUGUGCUCCACUAACUGAGGAUGAAAUGAGGGAAUUUCAGGUCAUUAGUGAACAGCUACAAAAAAAUGGCCUUAGAAAAAAUGGUAUUCUAAAAAACGGCCUCACCUGUGACUUCAAAUUCAGCCCCUGGAAAAACAGCACUUUUAAACCAUCGCUUGAGAAUGAAGACACAGAGACGAGCAGCAGUGACACAUCAGAUGAUGAUGCGGUGUGAAAGUUGCUUGAGUCUUUGAAGAUUUCUGCUUGGUACCUUGUGCAAUGUCAGAAGGAAUCUUUCAGAAGAGGUGGAGAACUGUAAUUUUUACACAGUGAUAUUACCCACUAGAGGAAGGUUCUUUGGGACUCCUCAUGAAGAAUUUAAGAAUGUUGUGCUGAUGAACUGUUUUUGAACAUGACUGUUAAUUUCCCUGUAAAUGGAUGUUGUAGAAAAUGAGGACUCUGCCCCAACAUUGACUUUAUUCAUCAGUGCAGGAUUUCUCUGACUAGCAACGUGGCAAUGUAAGAGAAUGAAUGAGGUUUUCUCAUUUAAUAAUAAAAAAAUUAUGUAACAUUUGGCAAAGUUUUUGUCUUAAACCUGUGCAGGUCUAAGGGAGAAAAGGGCACUUCAACACAGUGUGUUUCUUAUUGCAACAGCUUUAUUUUACAGUAAAAAUCUCCAGUGUUCACUUUGUGCACAGACAGUAAUGUAGCAUGUUGGCUAAAAAUGACAAAAGUGCACUAAAACAUCAAUUUCUUAAACUGUUACAAUUGUUCCACUUCUUGAAACAUACCAGUAAUUCUUUAGUGGUUUGUACUUCAGUAAUUAUGGAAAGAUCUGCUUCAUUUCCAAAAUUCACAGAAGUGGUGUAAAUCAAAAGCUUUAUUUGGAUGCUGCAAGACCCAGGAAUCUGGAUCCUCCACAAUGGGCACUGAUUCUUGUGGGGAAAAUAAACAUUAUUUUGAUAAAUUAA
Messenger RNA from Pogona vitticeps (central bearded dragon), 3589 nucleotides. It is a transcript of the gene GPBP1, whose product is annotated as GC-rich promoter binding protein 1. Gene Ontology annotation, biological process: DNA-templated transcription; positive regulation of DNA-templated transcription. The record is from RefSeq and is a predicted model, not a curated record. Gene Ontology annotation, molecular function: DNA binding; RNA binding. Lineage: Eukaryota; Metazoa; Chordata; Lepidosauria; Squamata; Agamidae. Gene Ontology annotation, cellular component: nucleus.